Messenger RNA from Papilio xuthus (Asian swallowtail), 825 nucleotides. The record is from RefSeq and is a predicted model, not a curated record. NCBI's taxonomy places the organism in Eukaryota, Metazoa, Arthropoda, Insecta, Lepidoptera, Papilionidae.
GCUCGUGCGGGGGUAAGAACGCAAUGGGUAUAUAAGUGCAGACAUUUACUUAAUCCGUAUCACUUGCCGUGGAUCUAAUACCUAAAGCAAAAUGGCAGCUAAGUUCAUCGUUCUUUUGUGCGCGGUCGCCGCGGUGAAGGCGGGCAACUUAUACGGAGGAUCGUACGCCGCGCCGGUAGCGACUUACGCUUCAUAUGCCGCUGCCCCAAUCGCCCUAAAGAGCUACGCCGCUCCUGCUCUCUCAUACGCUGCACCUGCAGUAUCAUACUCUGCACCUGCAUUGUCAUACUCUGCGCCUGCAGUGUCAUAUGCUGCUCCCGCAGUGUCAUACGCAGCUGCUCCCGCAGUGUCAUACGCAGCCGCACCCGCAGUGUCAUAUGCCGCACCAGCAGUGUCAUACGCAGCUGCGCCUGUCGUGAAAGCUGUUGCGCCAGCUGUAUCUACAGUGUCAUCCUACUCAACGCAGACUUCUCACGGUACACCAGUGCUGGCUAAAGCCAUUGCUCCCGUCGCUACGUACGCUGCCGCCGCUCCAGUAGCCACCUAUGCAGCUGCCGCUCCUGCAGUCACCUACGCUGCCCACGCCGCGCCUAUCACCACAUACUCUGCCCCGAUCGCUUCAUACGCUGCUGCCGCUCCUUGGGGUGCGUAUUCCGCUGGCCCCAUCUACAAGUCCGCUUUGAUAUCAGCGGGACACGGUCUUUCCUACGGCAGUCUAGCUGGCCACGGUUGGUGAUCAUCUUAACAUGAAAGUGAAAAUCUAGUUAUGUUAUGUUUUCUAUAUAUUUAUUGUGAUACAACGCGAAUAAAAUUUUAAAUGCCAAA